Messenger RNA from Lactuca virosa, 852 nucleotides. Lineage: Eukaryota; Viridiplantae; Streptophyta; Magnoliopsida; Asterales; Asteraceae. The record is from the annotation of a GenBank genome assembly.
AUGGCGGUGCAACUGACGGAAGGCGCAAUAGCGAUGCUAUCUUCUGGGAAAUGGCAACCGGCGGACGUGAAACCUAUGCUUCAGGUGAUAGAACUUCGGGCUGUUCCGUCACAGACUUCUUCUGCUGUAAGUGGAGGAGAAAAACAGGAGAGAUACCGGAUUAUGCUAUCUGAUGGCUUGUUUUUUCAGCAAGCGAUGGUUGUUGCUCAGCUGAAUGAGUUGGUUAGAUCUCAGCAGAUGCAGAAGGGUUCUGUUGUUCAGUUGAAGGAGUAUGUCUGUAAUUUCAUCCGUGAACGCCCCAUUUUUAUAAUCAUCGACCUUGAUGUGAUUAUUGGAACCUGUGAUCUUAUCGGUGAUGCAAAAUCAUACCCUCCUACAUCAAAUUAUCCAUCACCUAUAAACAGUUAUCCCCUUCCAAUGUAUCCAAACAGGGGACCCACAGCAAAAAACAAAGUGACACCUAGGAUUAUAUUUAUCCCCAUUGCUGCUUUGAACCCGUGUCAAGGUAGGUGGACUAUAAAAGCCAGAGUGACUUCAAAACAAGAACUUAUACGUUACAACAAUGCAAAAGGAGAUGGCAAAGUUUUUUCCUUUGAUCUUCUUGACUCUGAUGGUGGUGAAAUACGUGUCACAUGCUUCAAUGCUGUAGCUGAUCAAUUCUAUGACCAAAUUGAAAUUGGUAAAGUUUACUACAUUUCAAAAGGCAGUGUAAAACCUGCUUCAAAAGCUUUUAAUCAUUUAAAAAACAACCAUGAAAUCUUACUGGACAACACGUCAACCAUUCAACCUUGCUUUGACGACGGUUCCAUUCCACGUCAGCAGUUUCAAAGAGUUCUAUUGGGUGACUGGUAG